This is a messenger RNA of Alternaria rosae, 1650 nucleotides long. RefSeq lists its product as uncharacterized. Lineage: Eukaryota; Fungi; Ascomycota; Dothideomycetes; Pleosporales; Pleosporaceae. The transcript has a single exon. Bases 208 to 1416 code for a protein of 402 amino acids. The record is from RefSeq and is a predicted model, not a curated record.
GGGUUUUUCUACGCGUACGACUCGCCUCUUGUAGACCUUGUGUCUUGUGCCUUAUUGCUUUAGUCGGCGCUAAGUCGUACGUCAUGUGACUAGAGCAGUCUGCUUGAUACGGCGUAGCCUCUUACAUCUAUACCUCACUUAAUCUUACCUUCGUGUACUCUACUAACUCACUACUUAACCAAUCUACUCUGCCUCUAACCUAGAGCUAUGUCGAAACCGUCUAGCUCAUUCACCUUCUAUACCGACACCGCUAGCACCUACUGGCCGCUCGGCUGGAACUUCCAGCGGUAUGCCCACGCCACGCCCGCGGACAACGCCGCGCUGUCGGACGAGGAGCGCACCAAGAUGCAGGCCGGCUUCCGCGAAGUGCUCGGCGAGGACGGCGCUAUGGAGAUGGCUCGCGUCGUGUGGCAGGAACAGCUGCGUCGCAUGAAGCUCGAGAAAAAGUCCUCUUCUGCCGCCACCGCGUCGUCACCGUCGUUUGCGCAGAAGCAGCAGCAGCAGCAACGGCCUUCGCCACCUCCCCCCAACUGGCUCAAGACUUGGCGCAAACGGACGGGCGGCGACGUCGGCGGGGCAUGGGGCUUCGUCGCGUUCUGUACUUCCAGUGCCGUCGCCGCCAUACCGGAGUCGGACGUGGCCAGAUUCCACACACGCGCACGGGACAUGGCGGAGAUCCCGAUCCAGAAGGCGUUGGAGGAGGAAGGGCAGCCUGCCGACGAGAUCGCCGAGGCGCGACGCUCGUUUGAGAUCCGCUGGGUCGAGGUGGACGACGACGACGAAGACGCCAAGGGAGAGGCAGGGACAAGAAGAGACUGGGUUGAGAAGGCGCGCGCCAGUUAUCGCACCAUGCGCGAGUCUGGCGUCCUUCCGUCGGGUCUCGAUCUACCCGUCUUCCUCUGCGCAUCACCCGCCGCCGUGGCCUCGGUGCUGCGGACGUCGCUGGCGGAAGCGGAGGAGGCGCACGAGAGGAAGCCGCGUUGGCGAUCCGGUGACGUCCCGUUCCUGCUGGUCGCGGCCGCGGAGACGGAGCAGGGGAUCGUCGAGGAGGACAACGACGAAGAAGAAGAAGAAGAGCAAACUAAGGUUGGCAGCUGGGAAAGGAGCUGGUUCAAGCCCGUUUUCAAAGCCGCCGCCGAGGUGCUGGUGGACGAGCUCUGGUGGGUCGUCGCGGAGCAGAUGACGUCGCUGGGCCAGAUGAUGAGGUUCGUUCGGGGCGCGACAGUGGCUGAGGAGCAUGUCACGACGACGGAAGAAGAGAGGCAAGGGGACGGAGGAGAGGCGAUUGAUGUUGGUAGUGGACGGGCUGAGGAGCCGGGCCAUGACGACGACGGGCUGGAUGAGAUAUGGUGGACAGUUCACAUGCCGCCGCAUCAGAUGAAGAAGAGGCGGAGGGUACGAGCGAGAUCUGGAUAAUGAGUCCGAAGAGCUACUUACCUGACCUGCAACUAUGAACCGAUGCGCAGGCAUUGCUGAUGUUUAUGCCAACUACUUGCAACUGCAGCUAUCCGCUAGCAUGGACAAGUUGUUUAAAUCUCCUAAGCUAAGACCACCAAUGUGACGGAUACCCGAACCCUGAAGUAGAACUAGCUUAAUUCACUAGGAUUAGAAGUCUUCUUUUAGACGGAAUGAUAUGGUAUCAAUAGAAGA